GGAAAAAGGAAAAGCCAGGACAAAACGACUCCCGUGAAACAAACGUCAGUGGAGGGAGUUUUCUUCCAUUUAUGAAAUUUCUCUUCUCCGAUUCCCGCUGACUCUAUAUAGCUUUUCCAAAGCUCAUAAAGGAAGAAGAAGUGGAAGAGAUUGAGGUUAUCCGCAAUUUGCUGAGAAAAAAUGGCGUUAAAGAUCGGUCCCAGGGAUGUCACUGGUUUCAAAUUUUUGUUCUCUAUCGCAGUCAUGUAUGGCUUAAUGGCGGCACUGGUCUACUGCGUGAUUCACCAUAAGUUCAUUAGGUCGCUAGGCGUCGACGCACCACUCGAUCGUUUUUCUGAGGCUAGAGCUAUUGAACAUGUCCGAUUCCUGUCCGCAGAGAUCGGUGGUCGUCAAGAGGGACGUCCGGGACUGACAGAAGCUGCUCGGUAUAUUAAAGGGCAGUUAGAAAUGUUAAAGGAGAGAGCUGGAUCCAAUAUAAGAGUUGAUGUUGAAGAGACUCUGGUUAGUGGCUCCUUCAGUAUGAUGUUUUUGGGCUACAGCAUAUCACUUGGAUACAGAAAUCAUACAAAUAUAAUUAUGAGGAUAUCAUCGUUGGAUUCACAAGAUACUGACCCCUCAGUGUUACUGAAUGCACAUUUUGACAGUCCACUUGGCUCACCUGGUGCUGGUGAUUGUGGUUCUUGUGUUGCAUCUCUGCUGGAAUUAGCAAGACUUAGUGUAGAUUCUGGCUGGGUUCCUACUCGACCUAUUAUUUUUCUUUUCAAUGGUGCAGAAGAACUUUUCUUGUUGGGUGCACAUGGCUUCAUGAAGACAAAUAGAUGGAAGGAUUCGGUUGGUGCUUUUAUAGAUGUGGAAGCAUCUGGGACAGGAGGUCUUGAUUUAGUCUGUCAAUCUGGACCUGGUUCUUGGCCUUCCCAUUUAUAUGCUCAAUCAGCUGUGUAUCCCAUGGCACAUAGUGCUGCUCAGGAUGUUUUUCCUGUUAUUCCUGGUGACACAGAUUACAGAAUAUUUUCCCAAGAUUAUGGCAGUAUUCCUGGCCUGGAUAUUAUCUUUCUUCUUGGUGGUUAUUAUUACCAUACAUCCUAUGACACAGUGGAUAGACUAUUACCUGGAAGCAUGCAAGCACGUGGAGACAAUUUAUUCAGUGUUCUCAAGGCAUUCACCAAUUCUUCUAAGCUCAAGAUUGUCCAUGAAAGAGGAUCCCUUGUGGCUAAUGCUGAUUAUAACAAAGAGGAACGAGCUGUUUUCUUUGAUUACUUAACUUGGUUCAUGGUAUUCUACUCAAAAAAGGUAGCUUUGGUACUUCAUACUACUCCUCUUGCUAUCUUCCUUGCUAUGCCAUUCUUUUUGUGUUUGCUAAAUCCUGGGUUACGGUCUUGGUAUGCAACCUUCUGGGAUUUUCUGAAAGGAGUAAUGCUUCAUGCAUCCGGGAUUAUACUUGCUAUUGUGUUUCCCGUUGCCUUUUCAGUCUUCAGAUUGCAGUUCUCCAGUUAUAGUAUGAGCUGGUUCUCAAAUCCAUACUUGGCUUUUAUGCUGUUCGUUCCCUGCUCGCUUGUUGGUUUGUUACUCCCAAGACUUGUUUUGAGUUAUUUCCCACCUUCAAAGGAUGUUAGGACAUCAAAAGAGCCACUAUCUGAAGAAGUGAGGUUUUGGGGAGCUUUUGGAUUUUAUGCUUUGUUUACUUUGGCUUAUCUUGUUGCUGGGCUGAGUGGUGGAUUCUUGACUUUCCUCUUGUCAGCUUUCAUGCUUCCUGCAUGGAUCUCCUUCCGCCUAUCUGUCAGGUCUUUUGGCCAUCAAUCACUCUGGUCAGCAAUAUUUUACGUGAUGCCUCUAGUACCGUGCCUUUUAUACGCAGUUUAUUUUGGUGGUUUUCUUAUACAAUUUUUUAUAGAGAAGAUGGGCAUGAUGGGAGCAGUUCCACCCCCAUAUGGGUAUUACCUUCCUGAUGCUGUUGUAGCAGCAAUCAUUGGACUUGUAACCGGUUGGUGUUUUGGCCCUCUAAUACCUGUCUGUGGUCAUUGGCUAGCCAGGGCAUCCAUCUUGAAAUUCUUUUUGCAUCUUUGUGUGCUUGUCUUGGCACUAUCAUUGCAGUUCUUUCCCUAUAGCAGAGAUGCACCUAAGAGAGUUGUUUUCCAACAUACCUAUGUUACUGGAGGUGCAAAUCAGAUUAUCGACUCAAGCUAUGAAUUUGCCGUGGUUGAUUCCAACUCUUUGUUGUUUCUUUCCAAGUAUGCACCUGAAAUGGCAAAGGAAUUGCACAUUAGUUCAGGAAUCUCUUUCCAAACUGCAAAUAUCUCCCAGAGGGAGAGCUGGUUGGCACUUUAUCCAGCAUCUUUUUUGAUCAGAGGUUUGAAGUUUCCUGCUAGAAGUGAUGAGAUUUCAAAGCGAUAUUCCUCUUUUCCCUUCUUAUUUAAUUACAGGCCUCAAGAAAUGUCAAGUAAUGGAAGUCGAAGAGUUUAUUUGGAACUUUCCCUAGGCUCCUUGGAGGAGAUUUGGGUUACAGUUCUUAACAUUACCGGCCCUUUAUCUGGUUGGUCAUUUGCAGAUAAUAGAAUUCCAGCUCCAGAAGCAGCUGAUGGUGGCCCACCAUCGUAUAUUUGUAGACUUAGCGGAGGCAGCAACAAGAACUGG
Messenger RNA from Carica papaya (papaya), 2631 nucleotides. The record is from RefSeq and is a predicted model, not a curated record. Lineage: Eukaryota; Viridiplantae; Streptophyta; Magnoliopsida; Brassicales; Caricaceae.